Pocillopora meandrina is the source of this 1026-nucleotide messenger RNA. NCBI's taxonomy places the organism in Eukaryota, Metazoa, Cnidaria, Anthozoa, Scleractinia, Pocilloporidae. The record is from the annotation of a GenBank genome assembly.
AUGUUCAAGGCAUUUCUUCAACAAUGCGAAGGGGAAGUGCUGUCAACCCAGCGGAAGAAAAGUAAAAGCAGAGGCGAAGUUCUGGAGCGCGCGAGUGAACCGUCGCCGACCACCGAUUCACUUCAACAUGUCCAGGCGUCGAUGUCGCCAAACGAAUCAUCUGUACAGGCUUCCUCCACAAAUGGUGCGAUUUCUUUUUCUUUUUUUUUAAUCUAAGUAUAAUAUGAUUACAACAAUACUGGAUGAUCCUUGACCUUUGGAACAAUACAUUAGAAAGGUAACUUAGGACUACAGUUCGUCACUAACAAUCACUGUGAUAAUGUAUCACCAAGAUUGAAACACUCGCGUGACGCUAUAAUUUCUCAGAAGUAACUAAUCGCAGAUUUUUUACUAACUAGGAAAUACUAGUUAGAAUAUACUUGCAAACCACAGAUUUUUUCGUAUGAUGCGACAGUUCAUGUCUUAGACUGCUUCCUUUUGAUGCCUUCAUUUUCCGAAAUGCAGCCUUGCGUGACACCUACAAAGCGUUUUGUCCUGCCUAAGAAUGUUUUGAAAGGAGUUAUUUCUUUAGAACUACAGGUUGUAUUUAUUGCAAUAUUUUAUACUAAACCUUGGGCAAACGUGUCAAUGAAACAUGAAAAAUGUUUACAAAAAUUGUCCAAAAUAAAAUGCAGGUGGGGAGACCAGUUGUUCGAUCAUAUCAGACUUCAUGACUGUUCAGUUACGCUUUCGCUCUAACAGUUGUUUUACUUUGUCUCCACAAUAGCUGAUGCAAGAGGGAACGAGUUCGAAAUGUGUAUUUACUGUCGGCAAACGCCAUGUGUAACGACCGACAGUCGCGAAUACCUUGGCUAUCGCGAAGCACAUAUUCAAAAUCACGUGCGACGAAGAAAAGAUUACAAGACGUACUGGAGAGCAUUGAACAAAUGUGGGCUCUGGAAAGACCCUAUUUAUCAGGCUAGAAAAGUCGAACUGGGGGACCAUGUUUAUGCUGUGCGGGAAAGGAUGCCCAAUUGUGUUAUAAAA